AAAUAUCUAAAUCUAAAUCCAAAUGUAAUAAAAGUGAAAGAUCCUACCUCAGAAGUCAGAACACAACCACACACACCUCAUCGGAAGACACCGCGGACGACAUGGCCACCGCCGUGACCGAUAUGGCCCGCCGCCACACGAUUAGCCAAAUACUGGUGGACCUCGUCAAGUUCGCCGUCGGUUCCGCCAUCGACGGCUCUCGCAAAAUCAUCCCUGGUAGGAAGCAGGUAGAUAAGAUGGUGCCAGAAGGAUUGGCAAACAUACCCUUGCCAACCCCUAUAAAUACCAAGAAACACCCUGAUCUAAAGGUUGCAAAUAACCUCAAUUUUGAGACAAAAAUGGAGGAAGUGAAGGAAGACUUGAAUUACAUAAAGCAACAGUACAAGACAUCAACCAAACGUGUUGAGGAGUCACAGCCUCCAAAAGAAUCAGAGGAUGGCAUUAAGGAAAUCAAUCUUGUGCAGAGCAAUGGAAGGAGAGUAUUCAUUAGGUCUCGUCUAUAGAAUGGAAUUUACAUAACUUAUACUAGAGAUUCUCUAUAUUAUAAGAUAGUACAACAUAAUAUGUCGCCACUUGAGGUGUACCAAGUCUCUUAGGUCCUAUAACAUGUCCUUAAUAUCUCAAUAGUAUUAAUAUCAUAUAACAUGCCCUAUAACAUCUAUUUUUCAAUGUCCUGUAUGUAUAAUGUCGUAUUACAUCUGUUUUUCAAUGAAUAUACUGCAAUUUACAAACCCCUCAUGCUUUUGCUUAUUUCAGUUAAAGCAGAAAAGUUGGGGGCAUAGUUAUGUUUUAUAAACUGGACGGAUUGGUUAGAUUAUAAAGUGUGAACUAUGUAUUUGUUAUGAACAUUAUUCAAUUGGUUUUGCUAA
Molecule: messenger RNA, 869 nt
Organism: Cajanus cajan (pigeon pea)
Lineage: Eukaryota; Viridiplantae; Streptophyta; Magnoliopsida; Fabales; Fabaceae
Source: RefSeq, a predicted model, not a curated record